CACCUCUCUUGGAUAUCUCUAAUAUGUAUGGUAUCAACCGAAUUGGAGUAGAACAGUCAAGACUCCGAAGUGACGGAUUACUACGCUUUGAAGUUGAUAAGGGGAAGGAAUGGCCGCCAAGUGGGGCUCCUAUCUGCUUAGCUAAUGAACUACCUCAAGAGACGUAUUGCUUUAAUGGUGGUAAUCCUGGCUUGAAUGCCCCUCUUGGCAUCCAACUUGUCGGCUUAUGGCACUUUAGAAGUCAUAAUCAAAUCGCCAGGAUCCUAGCUCAGAUGAACCCGUGUUGGGGCGAUGAGCGACUCUUUUUGACAGCUCGUGAUAUUAAUUUGGCGUUUUACCAACAUAUAAUAUACUAUGAACUGAUGCCGGAGGUAUUAGGUUAUGAAUUAUUAUUAAAGAAUAAGGUAAUCUUUGAUACUUAUGGUCACGUUGAUGACUAUGACGAUUCCUUAGAGCCACGUGUCAGCAUUGAAUACGUAAUUGCAACAAGAUGGUUCCACACACUACAAGAAGGAAGACUUCAACUAUUCGACAGUCAAGGCAAAUUCCUCAAGGAGUUAGAUAUGGUGGACUACACUCUCCGCACGGGGGCGCUGCGCGUCAACAAUACUGUAGAGGGUGUGACGCAAGGCGCCUUCAGACAGCCUUGCGCUGACAGCGACCUCUUUGUUGACCCUGAGGUAGGAGAGCGUAUUUUAGGUCCAUUACAGCGAGCGUCCGAUGUCUCUAGCAGUGACAUCAUGAAAGGAAGAGAUGUAGGCCUGCCCUCUUACAACCGUUACCGUCAGCUUUGCGGUCUACCUCUCGCUAACACAUUUGAUGACCUUUACCAAUGGAUGCCGAAAGAUCAAGUAGACGUGAUAUCUCGAAGCUACCAGUCAAUAGAAGACGUGGAUCUGUUAGCAGGUAUUAUGGUGGAACAGCCUCUACCAGGUGCAAUUGUGGGUCCGACCCUUGCAUGCAUCAUGAUAGACCAGCUCAUACGCUGGAGACGAUCUGAUAGAUUCUGGUAUGAGAAUUCUUUACAUCCAGGAGCGUUCACACAAGAACAACUAUAUGAAAUUCGUAAGAUGACAGUUGCUAGAUUAAUUUGCGAUCAUGGUGACUCAGUGGACUCUAUACAACCGUACGCCUUUAUCCUUCCUAAUUAUAAGAAUGAGAUAACGAAUUGCUCUAAUAUUCCCUCUAUCAAUUGGGAAUUUUGGCGAGAUCAAAAAUGCCUAAAUAAUAAUUCACAAAAUACUACAAGAACAGUGUUGAAUACAGCACAAAAUACAUCGUGA
This is a messenger RNA of Papilio machaon (common yellow swallowtail), 1283 nucleotides long. RefSeq names its product peroxidase-like. Bases 24 to 1283 code for a protein of 419 amino acids. Gene Ontology annotation, biological process: response to oxidative stress. The record is from RefSeq and is a predicted model, not a curated record. The transcript has 8 exons. Gene Ontology annotation, molecular function: heme binding; peroxidase activity. Lineage: Eukaryota; Metazoa; Arthropoda; Insecta; Lepidoptera; Papilionidae.